GAGGAAGCAGUCCAACACAUUUAUCCCUUACUGCAGGUCUCAAGAUUCGAAACUCAAAGUAAAAAAAAAAAAAGGAGUAGCUCAUAAAUCUGCUUCCUCAAUUCUCAAAUUCACCCGGCCAUAGUCGGCGGUAAAAUCGCCAGCCACCGUUGCAGUUCAAUUCAGUGAUCGCUACUCCUCAGUCAUCAAAACACAACGCUUUCCUUUUGAACUUCGUCGUUUAUAUCAUAAGCAUUCAUAUACAGGAUGGCUCCGAAGAAAAAGCAACAGAGGCAGAAAUCUUCAUCAUCCAAAGAAAAGAGUCCUUCUUCAUCUGGUCCAAAGCUGCAGAUAUCAUAUGAGAACGAGAACCGGCUGCGGAGAUUGUUACUGAACUCGGGCCGGUCCUGGGCUCGUGCUCCAGUUGAAGUUUCACUCUCCAAGGCCCAGAAGGAAAAAAAGCUUCGCACCAUUUACGAGAAGCUCUCAUGCGAAGGAUUCAGUGAUGAUCAAAUCGAACGAGCACUCUCCGCUCUUAAGGAUGGUGCAACACUUGAGGCUGCUCUAGAUUGGCUAUGUUUAAAUUUGUCUGGGGAUGAGCUCCCAAAGAAGUUUUCUAGUGACACUUUGCACUUAAAUGAAGGUUCUGUUGGCAUCAUUUCAAAUGUAAGAGAAGAUUGGGUUCCCUCCACAGAAUCAUCAGCUGCAGGAGCAAGGGAUGAAAUAAUGGAUGUGAUCACGAAACAACGAAGGGAUGAUGAAACUUUUGAUUGUGUUGAGCGAGCUCAAGCAGAUUGGAUCCGCCGGUAUAUGAGAGAGCAAGAGGAUGAGUCUGAAUCUGAAUCGGACCUGAUUGAUGGCACUUCUUCAAAGCAGUCUAGGCGUAGCCAUGAAACUAUUGUCAGAGAGUUUCAUGCUGCAAGGCUGGAAGCUAUACAUGCAAAAGAGACUGGUGACAAGAAAGGACAAGAGCAAGCAAGCAGAGUUAUAUGCAAAAUCAAGCAGGAGUUGUCUGCCCUAGGAUUGUCAGAUGCUGUCCUUGAAUCUGGAUAUGAAAGUUCUCACCAGGAUAUGCAGAGACUGACUUGCUCUUCCAUUCCUUGUGAGAACUUGGAAGGAGAUGCUGUUACUUUACAAAAUGCAGAAGGUUGCGGAACUCCUAUUCUUAAUGAGUGGGAGUUGAAUAUUGGUAAAAAAGUGGUUGAGUUAUCUGCUGAAUAUGACUCUGCAAGUGUCUCCUUACCUGAGAAGACUGAAUCAGAAGGAGAAACAACUGAUGAGGAACUUGGUAAUUUUCUAUUUGAAGAGGAUUCAGCUGUUGAGUUGCCUGCUGAAGUUCUGGAUCUGCAAAGAAAGGAGAAACUGAGAGAACUGUUAUCUGAUAAAAAUUUAGAGAAGCUAGAAGGUGUAUGGAAGAAGGGAGAUCCAAGAAAGAUUCCAAAGGCUUUUCUACAUCAGCUUUGUCAGAAAUCAGGAUGGGAUGCACCAAAAUAUACAAAAGUACUUGAUAAGAGAAAUUGGUCUUGUUACACCUUAAGUAUAUUGCGCAAAGCAAGUGGAAGGGGUAAAAGCAGAAAAGCUGGGGGGCUUAUGACAGUCGAGCUUCCAGAACAGGAUCAGAUAUCGGGUAAUGCUGAGGAUGCACAGAAUAAGGUGGCAGCUUAUGCUCUGUAUCAGUUGUUUCCAGAUCUCCCUGUUCACUUGUCAAUCACAGAGCCAUAUGCGUCAAUUGUCCUCCACUGGAAAGCAGGUGAAUGUUUGGCCAAUAUAGUAGAAGAUCAAGAAGAACGUAGAGACUGUUUUAUCAAUUUAUUAUUGGAUGCCUAUGAGACGGGUACCAUUGCUCCUUUAAGUGUUACUGACAAUUCAACUGAGGAUAUGAUGCACAAGCCUCAAGCUACAGAAGAUCAAACUACUAGCUCUAAUUUCAAAAUUAAAAAGCCGGAUCUGAGAAAAGAAUCAGAAAGUAUUUAUUUGAAGCAAGAGCAAGAGAAUAAGAAGAAAAUGAAGAAGUACCAGGACAUGUUGAAAUCCAGAGCUUCCCUUCCCAUUGCCGAGCUAAAGGAUGAUAUUUUACAUUCACUUGAAAAGAAUGAUAUUUUGGUUGUCUGUGGGGAAACAGGAUGUGGGAAAACCACUCAGGUUCCUCAAUUUAUAUUGGAUGACAUGAUUGAAUCAGGAUGUGGUGGAUAUUGUAAUAUCAUUUGUACACAACCUAGGAGAAUCGCGGCAAUUUCUGUAGCUGAAAGAGUUGCUGAUGAGAGAGUUGAAUCAUCACUGGGUUCACAUGAUUCUUUGGUUGGCUAUCAAGUUCGCCUUGAUAGUGCAAGGAAUGAUAACACAAAGCUUCUAUUUUGUACAACUGGCAUCCUCUUGAGAAUGAUUGCGGGUAACAAAGAUUUGAGUGGUAUAAGUCACAUCAUUGUUGAUGAAGUGCAUGAACGAUCUCUUCUGGGUGAUUUUUUGCUUAUAGUGUUGCGGAAUCUUGUUGAAAAUCAAUCUGCUCAUGGAAUUGCAAGACUAAAAAUCAUACUGAUGUCUGCCACGGUUGAUUCACAUUUAUUUUCACAAUACUUUGGUCAUUGCCCUGUAAUUACUGCACAAGGAAGAACACAUCCUGUCUCAACUUAUUUUCUAGAGGAUAUUUUUGAAAAUCUCAACUACCGCCUCACAACUGACUCUCCAGCUUCUAUGAACUACGGAACACCCACAAUAGACAAGAGAGGUCCUGUUGGAAAUCACAGAGGGAAGAAAAAUCUUGUCCUAUCUGCAUGGGGAGAUGAAUCAUUGCUUUCUGAUGAUUGUGUUAAUCCAUAUUAUAAUCCAAUUAGCUAUCAGACAUACAGUGAGCAAACCCGACAAAACCUGAAAAGAAUGAAUGAAGAUGUCAUAGACUAUGAUCUUCUAGAAGACCUUGUAUGUCAAAUUGAUGAUGCUUACCCCGAGGGUGCAGUGUUGGUUUUUUUACCUGGUGUUGCGGAAAUACAUAUGUUGCUUGAUAGACUAAGUGUUUCAUAUCGAUUUGGUGGACAAUCUUCUGAAUGGCUUCUUCCUUUACACUCUUCUAUAGCAUCUGAGGAUCAGAGAAAGGUGUUUCUAAGACCUCCGGAGAGCAUUCGUAAGGUUAUAAUUGCUACAAACAUCGCAGAAACUAGUAUAACAAUAGAUGAUGUGGUCUAUGUGGUAGACUGUGGAAAGCACAAGGAAAAUCGCUUUAAUCCCAUAAAGAAACUGUCAAGCAUGGUUGAAGAUUGGAUAUCUCAUGCAAAUGCAAGACAGCGCAGAGGAAGAGCUGGACGUGUUAAGCCAGGAAUCUGCUUCUGUCUGUAUACACGUCAUCGAUAUGAAAAGCUCAUGAGACCAUAUCAGAUACCUGAGAUGUUGCGGAUGCCUUUAGUUGAACUAUGUUUACAAAUCAAGUUGCUUUCUCUAGGAAACAUAAAAAUGUUCUUAUCCAAGGCUCUAGAGCCUCCAAAGGAAGCGGCCAUUACAUCCGCAAUUUCUUUGUUAUAUGAGAUUAUCUUUCAUUGACAAGCAUUUUCCAUAAGUUUAGCUAUUGCAAUUACCAUGACCUUGUGAAAGAAAAUGUAUCUUCUUGGUCAUGCUAUAUUUUACUUGAGCAUAAAAAAGUGCCUAGUGAGCUAUAAUGUUCAAGGCAAUAAUUGACAAUGCAAUAAGAUUUAUCUGGCCUAUCUAAAUUGAACUUGUGAUUAGGUGGGAGCAAUUGAAGGAAAUGAAGACUUGACUCCUCUUGGGUUUCAUUUAGCAAAACUCCCAGUUGAUGUACUAAUUGGAAAGAUGAUGUUGUACGGCACUAUUUUUGGUUGUUUAUCACCAAUUCUAUCUAUUUCAUCUUUUUUGAGCUACAAGUCUCCAUUUGUUUAUCCAAAAGAUGAGAAGCAAACUGCUGAAAGGGCCAAGCUGGCUCUAUUGGGCGACAAACUUAGCGGCGAGACUGAUUUUUGUGAUGGCAAUGUGCAAUCUGACCAUCUUCUAAUGAUGGUCGCAUAUAAGAAAUGGGAGAAGGUUUUGUGUGAGAGUGGAGCUAAAGCAGCACAGAGAUUUUGCAACUUAUAUUUCUUAAGCAAUUCCGUUAUGUAUAUGAUAAGAGACAUGAGAAUACAAUUUGGAACAUUGCUAGCAGACAUUGGGCUCAUUGAAAUUCCCAAAAGCUUUCAGAUCUCUGGAAAAAGGAAAGAAAAGCUUGGCAGUUGGCUCUCUGAUACAGCGCAACCAUUUAAUGUGCAUGCAAAUCAUUACUUAAUUCUUAAGGCAAUACUUUGUGCUGGUCUCUAUCCCAAUGUUGCUGCCACAGAAGAUGGUGUUGCUACAUCUCUUCUUGGAUCCAUAAAACAGUACACGGGGCAAAAACCAAAAAGUCAGUCCAUGUGGUUUGAUGGAAAAAGAGAAGUUCAUAUUCACCCUUCUUCAAUUAACUCCACUUCGAAAGCUUUACAAUAUCCAUUUCUUGUCUUUCUUGAAAAGGUGGAGACAAAUAAAGUAUUUCUGCGCGAUACCACCAUAAUCUCCCCUUAUUCCAUUUUGCUGUUUGGCGGUUCAAUAAGCGUGCAGCAUCAGGGUGGAACAAUCACUGUAGAUGGAUGGUUGAAAGUUCGGGCAGCAGCACAAACUGCUGUGCUUUUCAAAGAACUUCAGCUGACUCUCCGUCAUAUACUUAAGGAGCUAAUUCAGAACCCACGGAGUGCAAGCAUAAAGGAUAAUGAAGUUAUCAGAUCCAUAAUACAGUUGCUGUUGGAAGAAGAUAAACCAUCCAAAUGAAGUUCCCUACCUUGAGUCAGUGUUAUGAUGUAACACUAAUUAGUUGUAAUAAUAUAACAAUGUUCAAUGCAGGUCAGUAUGGUAUUACUGCUAUAAAGGGUUGAACUAUUAAUAGAAAGGCUGUUUAGCUCUGCUGUGACAGAAGUUCGAUAAAAUUGUUGAAUUUAGACAUGUUUCUUUCUGGAAUGUGGUGUGAUACUUUUAAUGGAAUAAAUUUCACUUUUGGUCCUACGAGUUUUAGGUCAAUUUUACAUUUAGUCCACAUUUUUCACUUUGUCCACUUUUGAUACAUGAUUAUUGUGUUUUUGCCCAUAUUUGGUCCUUCCGAGCCAUGUUUUCGAUGGUAAAAAUUGCCAUGUAUAAAACACAACUUGCCACAUCUGGACACAGUGACACAUUUAAUUGCCAUGUAUAAAACACAACUUGCCAUUUGCCACAUACUGGACACAAUGAAAGUUCUGGAUUAAAUGUGGAAUGGACAUAAAAGUAUAAAACUAAUAGGACCAAAAGUGGAAUUAAUUCUUUUUAAUGGGUAAAAGAAAUUUAUGGGUUUGUCAAAAACUAGGUGGUGUGGUUUGAGAUUAUAUUUUG
Messenger RNA from Cuscuta epithymum, 5349 nucleotides. NCBI's taxonomy places the organism in Eukaryota, Viridiplantae, Streptophyta, Magnoliopsida, Solanales, Convolvulaceae. The record is from the annotation of a GenBank genome assembly.